UGUGUCCGACAAACAGUGCCGGAAACUGAGCCUUGGCAGUAGUGGGGGAAGGGUCUGCCGUGCAAGGGGCGCCGGCCGCCACCAUCUCAUUCUGUUGUAACUGCCGCCGCCUCGUUCGCUGUGUAGACUGUCAAACAUAGACAAUACAAAUGGACAAAAAAAUAGUGAGCAAAGUGAACAUCCGACGCGCCGUGCUCGGCACCUGCGUCGUGCUGGUCGCCGACGGCGGCGGCGGGGCGCGGCCCCGCAAGGUGACCAUCACCCUCCUCCGGCGUCGGGGGUGCUGGCGAGCCCUCAGCUCGCGGAGGGUGGCCGUCUUCGCCUUCCCGGAGGCGUCCGGCCACAUCUCCGUCCCUGCCCCGCUGGACCUGGAGUACCUCUUCAGGUGCAGCGGCAAGGCAGACGCCGCAGCCAUGCAGAUCAAGAUCUGUGUGGCGUACUGCCGCGGUGCCACUCGCAAGGCCCGCGUGAGCCUGGAGGAAUUCCUCGAGGCGCUGCUGCAUGGAGGCCGACCUGGCAGUUUCCACCUGUACAUCUACGAGGACAAGGUCGGCCUGCUGCAGGCUAGUGAACAGUUCCAGGCCCUUCCAACAACAUGGCCGCUGGAACAGAAAACUGGCAAAGAGAAGGCCACUGACACUGACACUGACGAUGCCACCUACAAUGAGUGGAAGCUUUACCUGGAAGAGGUAUUUUCCGUGAAAGAUGAUGAACAAAACACCGACAAUGAUGAUACCACCUACAACGAAAGGAAGGUUUACCUGGAAGAGGUAUUUUCCGUGGAAGAUCAUGAACAAAACACCUACAAUGACGAUGCCACCUACAACGAAAGGAAGGUUUCCCUGGAAGAGGUGUUUUCCGUGAAAGAUGAUGAAGUAAACACCGAUAAUGAAGAUGCCACCUACAACGAAUGGAAACUUUACCUGGAAAAGGUGUUUUCGGUGGACGAUGAUGAAGAAAACACCGACAAUAAUGACGAUGCUUACAGUGACCGGAAUGUUCUCCCAGGAGACGUGUUUGCAGUGGAAAAUAAUGACUUAGACGAGCCGGUCCACGAAGCUGGGGAAGGCACUUGUAUUGAUGGCACUGCUUCACACGAGGGGGUCCACGAACUGUUGGAAGUCUUUGGCGACGCUGCUACAAAAGAGGAAGAAGUCUCUGGUGCCGCUGCCGCACGAGAGGAAACCCCCGAGCUUGGGGAAGCCCCUGGUUCCGCCGCCGCAGAAGAGGAUGUCCCCGAGGUAGGGGAAGCCUCUCGGAGCAGUCAAAGUGCCACAGACAGGGAGGUUUCCCUUCAAGGCGACGCUCCUUCACCAGCCGUCGUCUCUGCCGCCUCCGCCACAGCUUCCCACGCUUACCGCAGCCUCACAGUGCCUCACAGAUUCAUGGCCCGCCUCGCAGGUCCCAGUAUCUGCCUGCUGGAGGAUCUGCAGGUGAGCCAUGACGUCAGCAUCGUGCAGGUCAGGCGAACCCUUCACAUCAAGGGCCACAGAGACGCCGUCCUGCAGUGCCACCGCCACAUACGCGGCGAGAUCGCCGAGUGGCGGAGGCAAGAGGCCGCUGAUGCUGCUAAGGCUCAGUAAGCGACCCACAGACAUGCCUGUGGCCCGUGACGGCCUCGUUGUCACCAUGUUUCCUAUUGUUUCUCUUUUCUUAUCA
Messenger RNA from Eriocheir sinensis (Chinese mitten crab), 1659 nucleotides. RefSeq lists its product as uncharacterized. The transcript has 2 exons. Lineage: Eukaryota; Metazoa; Arthropoda; Malacostraca; Decapoda; Varunidae. The record is from RefSeq and is a predicted model, not a curated record. Bases 150 to 1583 code for a protein of 477 amino acids.